UGAAUAAAAUUUAACCAAAUAAUUUCGUAAAAAGGCUGACUCAUUAUGUGGUACAAUUCAGUAUAAUAAAAUAUCUGUUCAUAUUGUUUCCAUAAAAAUAAUAUAAACUCACAUUUUUUUCAUGACUGCACACCAUACCUCCAACAAAAGUUGCUGUGGAUGCUCCUGUAGAAGCAUUAGCGACGUUCUGUGACUAGUUACUGCAGAUACAGUUGGUACAAUUAAUCAAAGUGCUCUGAUACCAUGGCAGUAAGCUGAAAUAUUUCAGUGACCCAGCUCCCACUCAAACAUGUCUUUGAGCCUUGAAUGAAAACAUCAAAAUUAAUAUUCCGAUGAGCAGCAGAGUUGAAUAAUAACAUCACAGCAACCAACCCGUAGAGUGUUGACAAAAGAAGUCUCUGUUUUCAAACUGUACUUUGAUUUUUUUUCCUUAUUCACCGUAUCGCAAGCAAGACAUAAACAUUAGCCACACUCUCCUUGUCUGUGGAGAGCUCUGGCUGCAAGUUUUCUGAUUUAUAAAAAACACUGAAGAUGGGGGCUCUGAUGGGCACUUUGUCAUUCCAGACGAAAGAUAGGAGUCGAUGUAAAGACAGUGUUGAGGAUGAGUUGGAAAUGGCUACCGUCUGCCAUCGUCCCGAGGGGCUGGAGCAGCUUGAGGCACAAACUAAAUUCACAAAAAAAGAACUUCAGAUCCUCUAUAGGGGUUUUAAAAAUGAAUGUCCCAGUGGGAUAGUCAAUGAAGAAACAUUCAAAGAGAUUUAUGCCCAGUUUUUCCCCCAAGGUGAUGCAUCCACGUAUGCACACUUUCUGUUUAACGCCUUUGACACAGACCACAAUGGUUCAGUAAGUUUUGAGGAUUUUAUCCAGGGUCUUUCUGUUUUACUUCGUGGAACAAUACAGGAUAAACUAAAAUGGGCAUUCAAUUUAUAUGAUAUAAAUAAGGAUGGAUAUGUAACUAAGGAGGAAAUGCUGGAUAUUAUGAAAUCUAUUUAUGACAUGAUGGGAAAAUACACUUAUCCUGUUCUUAGAGACGAAACGCCCAGGCAGCAUGUUGAAAUAUUUUUUCAGAAAAUGGAUAAAAAUAAAGAUGGGGUAGUGACCAUUGAUGAAUUCAUUGACACCUGCCAAAAAGAUGAGAAUAUCAUGAAAUCCAUGCAACUCUUUGAAAAUAUUAUUUAAUGUCAGCAACAAUCAAGCACUUUAAAGGACAGCUUCAAAGAUUCUAAACAAAAGGAAUGACUGUGAUCAGUGGAGAAACUACUACCACUAUAAUAUAAUUCAGCAACAUGCUGAGAUGAUGUAUUAUGCAAGUCAGCUUAGUUCAGAUGUAAAGCCUUCAACUAGUAAAUAUUUUUUAGAGUUAUGAACAUAGCCAAUGUCAUAACAGUAAGAAUGGAAUAUUUUAUUUAAACAAAAUAUCUUGUGUUAGUUGCACAUGUAAAAUGCAUGCUUUCAUAUUCAGGCAAAAUACCCUUCCUAAAGAUGAUGAUGAUUAUGGUUAUGUUACUAUUUUAAAUAAAUGGAUGAGAGGUGGAUUCCAUGCAUACAUAUGUGCGUGAGUGUGCGUGUGCGUGAGUGUGCGCGUGUGUGUGUGUGUGCAUGUGUGUGUGCGUGUGCGUGUGAUUGAUGUGUGUGGCUUCAUAGCACAGCACUUCUAAUUUGCUGCAGACUGUUUGGCAAAUUGAAAUACGCAGCACCUGAACCAAACGUCAUUCAAGAGCCCAAGUAUAAUUUUAAUAAAAUACAGGGCAAUGUAGAAAAUAAAAGACGAAUGCAAUGUACUGUAACAUACUAUCCAUUUGUACAUCACAUUUUCUUAACUAGAAUUAUCACAGUGCCUUUUAUGGCAAGAUCGAAGUCACACAACUAUUUCAGAUAUAGGGAUGGAAUGCUAAAAACACCUAACCAUUAUCUGCUCUGAUGUAUUUAUUAUGUACUAAUAGAGGAGCAGUGUGAUCCCAUUACAUCUUCAAUUUAUGAUAGUGUCUUUGUGUAUUAAUGUGUACAUUUUGUAACAAAACGACUCAUGAAAAUAAAAAGAGUAGGUUUAUCAAAGUGUUGAUAUUCUGGUGUUGGUUUGUUUCAACCUACAAAAGACUUUCCUGAUCAUUCAGUAGCAAAGUAAAAUUUUCACAGCACUGUAAAAAUAGCAUUGAGCUACUUUAAUUUAGUAGGAAUGAUUGAUGGAUAAUGUCUUCCUGAGAGUCUCCAAUGAACUAUAUAGCUGGAGCAAGCAUAAAUCUCUAACCGUAAUCACUUCAUUUUGGGGGGAAAAACCUAAUACAGAUUUUCUAAAAAAGACAAAGUGCUGGAGUAGCUCAGUGGGUCAGGCAGGCAGGGGCAAGGAUGCUGUCUGACCUGCUGAGUUACUCCAGCACUUUGUGAUGCUCUCUGACCCGUUGAGUUGCUCGAGCAUUUAGUGAUGUUGCCUGCCUCACUGAAUUACUCCAGCAUAUUGUGUAUUUUUCUUAAACCAGCAUCUGCAGUUCCUUGUUUCUAAUAUAGGCAGUUUUGCUAUAACGUGAUAGUUGAGUUCAAAAGAAGCCAUGCGUUAUCUGAAGAAUUGCAUUAGAAAUGUUUGUCAGUGAGCAAGAGAGUCUCAGACUUGCAAUGACAAAAUUAUUUUUCCAGCAUAAUUUCCAAAAUUAAAAGACAUGAAUAGCAAUAAGUUUAUUUUUGUUACUGUUUGUUAAAGAUACUGAAGGCUACAUGUAACAUUACUUAAUCAUGUAUCUAUGCACAUGUCUCAAUAGAACCGAUUGUCUAUCAAUUUCAAAGGAGAUCAAUAGUAAAGAAGUAAAUGUUAAGGGACAAUGAUAAGAGUCAAGUCAAGAGUGUUUUAUUAUCGUAUGUCCCGGAUGGGACAAUUCAAUUCUGACUUGUUGCAGCACAACAGAAUAUGUGAAUAUGUAAACAUAGUACAUAACGGGGGAAGAGAA
Leucoraja erinaceus (little skate) is the source of this 2939-nucleotide messenger RNA. RefSeq names its product potassium voltage-gated channel interacting protein 4a (gene kcnip4a). The coding region runs from base 532 to 1179 and encodes 215 amino acids. Gene Ontology annotation, cellular component: voltage-gated potassium channel complex. The transcript has 8 exons. Gene Ontology annotation, biological process: regulation of potassium ion transmembrane transport. Gene Ontology annotation, molecular function: potassium channel regulator activity; calcium ion binding. The record is from RefSeq and is a predicted model, not a curated record. Lineage: Eukaryota; Metazoa; Chordata; Chondrichthyes; Rajiformes; Rajidae.